Messenger RNA from Paramecium pentaurelia, 836 nucleotides. The record is from the annotation of a GenBank genome assembly. Lineage: Eukaryota; Ciliophora; Oligohymenophorea; Peniculida; Parameciidae.
AUGCAUUCAAUUUAGAUCUUAAUAAAUCACAAGAAUUAUAUUCAAAAGGUAAUAAAUCUAUAAAAUUAGGCUAUAAACUAUAUUCGGAGGAUAAAAAAUAUGAAGAGGCGAUUAAAUUAUUUGAUUAAUCAUUAACUUUUAAUUAAAGAAACAAAUCAUCAUUAUGGGCUAAAGGUAUGGUUUUGUUUUAAUUUUUCAGCUGAAAGUUUAAGGUUGCUUGGUUAAUUCAAGGAAGCAAUCAUCUGGGCGGAUAAAGCAUUAUAAGUAGAUCCAAAACAUUGUAAUUCAUUAUAUUGAAAAGAUAUUUUUAAUUCAAUUUGUCAGCUGAGAGUUUAAGGUUGCUUAAUGAAUAUAAGGAUGCAAUAAUUUGGGCAGAUAAAGCAUUAUAAAUAGAUCCAAAAGAUUGUAGUUCAUUAUAAGUCAAAGGUAUGAGUUUUGUUUAUUUAAAGGUGACUCAUUAAGAUCCUUAAGAAUGUUUCCAUAAGCUAUGUAAUAAAUUGAUUAAUCGCUAAAAAUCAAUCCAAAUCAUUUUGCUUCAUUAUUGGCAAAAGGUUGAUGAUUCUUUAUAAUUUAUAGGUCUUGUUUACAAGAUCAGUAUUAAUUUCAAGAAGCUGUAGGUUUUUAUUAAAAAGCUUUAAAAUUAAAUUCAAAUCAUUAAUAUACGAAAUCUAAGAUGGGUAUUAUAUAUUAAAUAUAUUAAGAUGAAUGUGUUAAAGCUUUAUAUUUACUUAGAUGAGUUUUAAAAGCUUUAAAAAAGCUUGAAAAGUACAAAAAAUAAAAAUAUACAUUAAAAUUAUAUUCAAUAUUUUUACACUUUAAUAAUUAUUUUUGUUUGA